AUGUCGCAACGACGAAGCAAACGCCCCCAAUGCUCACAAGACGAUUGUGGGUCUCGACGGUUCCACGUGGGCGACGAUGGUUUCACGUACUGCGACCAAGGACAUCAGCAAUCCGAGCUUGGUACUGUCAUUGCCGAAGACACCGGAGAAUUGGUGACGUUGGGCAAAACGUCGAGAAGGAAGGACAGCGAUGCCGAGUCCGUGGCCACGAGUAAAGCGACUGGAUUUAGUGGCGCGAGGGCGUUUGAACAUUAUCUCUUAUGCAUCCAACUCGUCCUACGAAAGCAGCUGCGCUGGCUGAUUGAUGUCCAAAAGCUGCCUCAGGAGCUCGAGGGCAAGGUAUCCUACGACUCGGAGACUGAUACUGAAGCCGUCUUCAGCUCGCAGUCUGAACGUGGAUCUGGUACGGACACUGAGACAGCGACGUCUCGUCGCAGCAGACAAUCCACCCGCAAGAAGCCUCCAGGGCCAAGUUUGAUGGAUGUCAUAUGCAUCAUCUGUGCUGGGUCCAUGCUGCUGAGGAUUCCUCUCACCAUCGCCGACCUUCACAAGUGGAUGAAUGGCGGUGAGUUGCUGUUCUACUGCGCUGCGAAGGAACUACCUGUGUCAAUGCGAGACCGCUUGCCUGGGUAUCUCCAAGAGCAACUGGAACCGCAGGAACUCGUCGCGCCAGAAUCUCUACACCGCAACAUGCUGGCCAUGCUUACAGCGUUCAAUUCUGACUUCGGCAUGGUUGCUCCACCACUCAACCACCCUUUGAUCCUGUACCGCUGGAUCAAAGAACUUUUCCUGCCACUCGAGAUCUACGUUGCCGCGCAGCGCCUUGGUCGACUAAUGCAAAUCGACUUCACUUACAGUCUGGAUGCUAAAGCUUGGACGAACAUCAGUUUGCGGUUCCCCGAGAUUCGUCUGAUGGCGUUGGUCGUCAUCACGACGAAGAUGAUUUUCCCGUUUGACGAUCUGAAACGGUAUCCAAAGUCUGCCCGCGAUACUGCGGCAUUGGCGAUGGAUUGGAAAUUGUGGACCCAAGCACAUUCCCAUGCCCAUGGUAGUGAGACGGAAGAUGCCCGUGGAGAGAACGUGGACCCUUUGACGUUCGAAGACGCCUUCAAAAUGACCGAAGCGGCGAGCCUUGACCUCGCCAGCGACCGCUUGGAUCAAUAUCUGGACUGGUAUGAGCGCAACAUGGCUUCUGAGCAAGUUCGAGAAAGAGGCCGUGCUGGGCGCGAGGCAGAUUUCAGGAGGGCACUGUUCAAAAUGUUCCCAGCCAAGGGCGAAUUCAGCGAUACACGUAAAGCACGGCCCGAGAUUAACGAGUCUGGGUCGACUUCGGGGGAGAAGCUUCUCCAGAUCCAAAGCGCACUUCGUCUAAAGCGCAUAGUCGCGGAUGACGGGACCGAUGAUAUCCCACGCGCCGGCAGCUUUUAUCCGCAGUAUAGGGCCGUGGAGGACUUGGAUCACACCACCAGGAUCUUCUACGCCAAAGCUGCCGAACUGGCGGGAUUCUCACUCAGUGGGAUGGUGAGGGCGGUGUUUUCGAUGGAGAGAAGGUUGCUAUCGCACGAGAAGGAUCUGAAGAAGCAACAGCAAGAGAAAUCGUCGGCGUCAGCAGUAUCGACAGCCUAA
Zasmidium cellare ATCC 36951 is the source of this 1626-nucleotide messenger RNA. RefSeq lists its product as uncharacterized. The coding region runs from base 1 to 1626 and encodes 541 amino acids. The transcript has 4 exons. Lineage: Eukaryota; Fungi; Ascomycota; Dothideomycetes; Mycosphaerellales; Mycosphaerellaceae. The record is from RefSeq and is a predicted model, not a curated record. Gene Ontology annotation, biological process: RNA polymerase I preinitiation complex assembly; nucleolar large rRNA transcription by RNA polymerase I. Gene Ontology annotation, molecular function: RNA polymerase I core promoter sequence-specific DNA binding. Gene Ontology annotation, cellular component: RNA polymerase transcription factor SL1 complex; RNA polymerase I core factor complex.